AUGGCUCCUAGAUAUUCCAGUGUUGUAGUGAUUGGUGCUGGGCCUUCUGGCAUCUCAGCUGUCAAGGCUUUGAGCGAGGAGAAUGCCUUUGAAAGGAUCCAAUUAUUUGAUAGACGAGAAGGAAUUGGUGGUACAUGGAUAUACGAUGAGCAACCAGAACCUUUCUCGCCAUUCUCAGCACAGCCUGUGCGAGAGAUCCCCGCCAAGCUCCCACAGUCACUGCCACCUGCAUCUGAAAACGUCACAGCUCGGACAGGUCUCUAUCCUGCCCUGGACAGCAACGUCGGCUCUCAGGUCAUGGCGUUUACCUACAAGCCAUUUCCAGAUGUGAACUCGGCCUCAUCCAUUAACCGCUUUGGCAAGAAGAACCCGACGCAUCCCUACGCGCAAGUCGCAGGCUACCUCGAAGAGAUCGCAGAGCCAUUCUCACACUUGCUCACUUUAAAUUCGCAUGUCGAGCGUGUAGAGAAAGUUGGCAAGAAAUGGCAGUUGACUCUGAGGAAGACUCAGCACUAUCUGAAGAACCAGACGAGAGAUUACUGGUGGCAGGACACAUUCGAUGCAGUUGUCGUAGCCACCGGGCACUACGGUGUGCCAUUUGUGCCGAAUAUUGACGGACUGAAAGAGACUUUUGCUGCUUUACCUCAAACAUUUGAGCAUUCAAAGGCUUACAGGUCUCCUGAAGACUACGUUGGCAAGAAAGUAGUUGUCGUCGGCGGUAACGUCUCUGCAUCUGACACAGUCUCCGAGAUCCACAGCAUCGUCUCCGGCCCUCUUUACGUCUCCCAACGAGGCUCUAAUGAGAUUCUCAAGGAUGCAUGGGAACUCCCCAACGUGGUUCUCAAGCCGCAAAUCACACGCGUGUCCGUUGGACCAGACAAACACAUCAAAGUCAACUUCUCGGACGGCAGUGAAGUUGAAGGUAUUGAGAAAGUCCACUUCGGUACCGGCUAUCGACUUUCUUACCCAUUUUUGCGCCCGGAUCCCGUGACGCCCAGCGGGCGUCUCUCGGGUUUCUACCAACACGUCUUCAACAUCGCGGAUCCUUCACUCACAGUGGUCGGACAAGUCAAAGCAGCCAUCUCAUUCCGCGUUUACGAGUAUCAGGCCGUUGCCGUGGCUCGCUAUUUCGCUAACCGAGGAGGUGGUCUGCCUUCUCCUCGGGAGCAAGACGAGUGGGAAGUGAAGCGCCUGCAGUACAAGGGACCAACCUCCCAAUUUCACGAAAUCAAGCCCGACUUUUCGGAGUACUUUGAGUUUCUACGGGGCGUUGCUGGACCUCCUGCGCCGGACACUAAUGCUUAUGAGUUGCCUGCAUGGGAAGACGAGUGGGCGUUGUUGGGAUUUGGCGUUCUGGCGCUGAAGCAAAAGUGGUGGAAGGAGUUGAAGAGGAAAGAAGAGGAAACAAAGCUGAUCCAAGCAAAGCUGUAG
This is a messenger RNA of Colletotrichum phormii, 1431 nucleotides long. Its product is annotated as dimethylaniline monooxygenase. Lineage: Eukaryota; Fungi; Ascomycota; Sordariomycetes; Glomerellales; Glomerellaceae. The transcript is spliced from 3 exons. The record is from RefSeq and is a predicted model, not a curated record. Bases 1 to 1431 code for a protein of 476 amino acids. Gene Ontology annotation, molecular function: NADP binding; flavin adenine dinucleotide binding; N,N-dimethylaniline monooxygenase activity.